GACGUUUGACCGUUUGAAACGGCGCACAAUAACAACAAUUUCGACGAACCACGGGCUUGUGCAGUUGCUCAAGCCGCUCAAAGGCACUGACUCGGCACUAACAAAACAAAAAGGAAGUAAGCGGUGAAAUACGGGUAAAAUAAAUCCACCGUGCUACUGUGGUUUGCAUGCACUCCAAUGCUUUCGCAGGCGGCAUUUUCGGUGUCACAGCAAGCGUCUUGGUGAAGGGCCGAGAUGGGCCAAACGAUGGAUUACAAGGAAGAGUGUGAUGUUGCGAUCAUAGUUUACAAUUACCUGAUCGAACAGCGCCUGGCGCAGGUGGCGGAAGAGUUUUCCAAGGCAAGCCCGUUCCUGCCCCACAUACGGCGGUGCCCGCGCGGCUGCAUGUACCUGACCGCACCGCUGCGAAGCCUGCAGGAGGUGGUGCGCGAAUACGUGGACCUGCACCGGAAAAUGAAGCUGCUGCUCAUGAAGCACCACCGGGAGGUCAGCCUGCCGCACGAAAAUACCACCUGGGAGAAGGUCCAGCAUGUGGUGGAAUAUUUUCGCUCGAAAGCUUACGCUGAACAGCAGCCACCACCACCACAGACACAGCCGGAAUGCCUCAUUACGGUGAGCAAUUCCGAACCGGCCGAUGCCAACACAUACAUUCAACCGAACGUGGCAGCGUGCGCGGAGCCGGAGAUACGCCACAAUCGGCUGGACAGCUUCGUGGUGCAGGACACGACCGGCAAGCCGGUGGCCCAGCUGCAGAACGAUCCCAUCAUUUACCAGUUUGCCGAACCGCACCGGUUGGUCGGUACCGUGCAGCUGCCGGCCACCCAGCUGCACGAGGAGCACUUUGUUUACCAGGUCGCGGAGGGCAGCCAGGGUGAAGUGACGGCACACCUGCCAGGCGUCGUCGGGCAGAACGCGCACGUCCAGCCGAUGUUGCUGUACGUGGUGAACGAUAACGACGGCAGUGUGGUGGAGAGCUGCCGCCCGCCCAUGACGCUGGCGUACCAGCAGGACGACGUCACGAUCGGCCAGAAUGUCGAGAUCCGCACGGAGAUGGUCGGCUCGGAGAGCACGCCGGCCACGCUGCACAGCCUGCCGGUGCUUACCGACGAACCCGAUGCAAACGCCAGCCAACUGGUGCUGGCGGCAGCGCCACCGCUGGAUUCGAACCCGCUGGCCCAAGCGUACGCCGAGAUGGGAGCGAUCGAACAGCAACAGGUGGUCGAGAACGCUGGGAUGGAAGUGCUGCCGGCUCAGCAACCACCAGAGCCAACGCCAACAGCCGACCCGGCCCAACCCACGCUCGAAUCUGCAGCACCGGCGCAACCGUCCGCCCAGAAGCGCAAGGUCGACCCGGGCGCGCUGGAGGAAUGGAACCGCAUCCGCUCGAUCAACUGGUCCAACUUUGACCAGCACGUGCGCGAAGCGAUCCACCAGGAGGACGUGCGCAAGCGGAUCGCGCUCGUGCUGAACGACAAGCAAAAGCGCGAACAGGCGGACCCGAAAUAUGCCGGCAAGCGCAAGCCGACCAAGAGCGCCAAGAAAACGCUACCCGGCGUCGGUGCCGCCACCGCCACCAUCGCCAUCAGGACGAAAUCGCCCCGCACCACCGCGAAGAAGCGCACGGUGCGCAUGAAGCAGCCGCCGGUCACGUCCGACCGGGCGGGGAAAGCGGUGGCGGUGAAGGUGGCGUUGGCGCCGGCAUCUGCAACUACUGCCGCCGCCCACCUCGACAGCGAUUCGUCCGAGUUUGCCUCCUCGGACGACGACGAGGAAGCGGAUGUGCGGGAGAUGGUACAAAACGUCAAGCGGUACCGGCGCCAGCAGGCGCAGCAGCAGCAGCAGCAGCGCGGCAAGACGAAAGAGAAGCAGACCAAAGCAGAGUCGACGGCACAAAGCAAUUCGUACAGCACACCGCUCCAGUGCCGGAUCAACAUGGUCGUGGGCCGAUCGCCGCGCAACGCCACCGUCAAGCGCACCAUCCGCACCCGAACGCCCUCGACCAGCCCGGCCAGCACACCGCUGAAGCGUGCCAAGCAGCAGCCCAGCGAGAUACUGCCGCCGGUCACGUCGCGGCUCGGUACCGCCCGCCAGCAGCAGCUGAAGGCAAAAAAGCAGCCGGCGGCACCGCCAGCCGCCCAGCCGAAACCGCCGGCCCCGCUGGCGGAGGCGACGGCCGGCAGGAAUCGGCGGCCGGUGCGGGCCUGUGCCGCCGCCCGCCGCAGCAACGAGAGCGCGGUGGGGGCGCCGCUCGGCAAGGAGAAAAUGAAAUCCCCCGCCGCACCACCGAGACCACCGUCGCCAGCGAAUGUGGAGAAUGUACCGCCGAUGCCGCCGCCCGGUGACGUCAUUGCGACCGCACCGUUGGAAGAAGCGGCAGCCACGCCAGCCACGAAGCAGCCCGCACCAACCCCGCUGGCAGCGGCCAAGAAGGAGGAGCUGAAGGAGGAGAAGGUGCGGGAGGAGAAGGAGGAGGAGGAGGAGGAUACUCCCACCGGCCCACCGGAGGAGGUUGAGGUGGGUGAGGCGGCCAUAUACGCGGUGCUGGCGCAGCUGCACGGGGACGACUGACCCGCCCGUCCCCGUAUCCCGUUCCCCGUGCCACUAAUCAGCCUUGGUGUGUGUAAUCGCAAGGGUUUUGCGAUCUCCUUUCGUUCGGCUGGGAGCUACUAUUUGUUAGUGCUUUUGUCGUCUCGUACUACGUGUCCUGUUCUUGUAACUUCAAUCGAAGAAAACCAAAAACGAAAAAAAAAAUGCACAAAGACAACGAAUGAAACGAACAAAUGCA
This is a messenger RNA of Anopheles coluzzii, 2785 nucleotides long. RefSeq names its product nucleolar and coiled-body phosphoprotein 1-like. The record is from RefSeq and is a predicted model, not a curated record. NCBI's taxonomy places the organism in Eukaryota, Metazoa, Arthropoda, Insecta, Diptera, Culicidae. The coding region runs from base 235 to 2568 and encodes 777 amino acids. The transcript has 4 exons.